Molecule: messenger RNA, 5237 nt
Organism: Aethina tumida (small hive beetle)
Lineage: Eukaryota; Metazoa; Arthropoda; Insecta; Coleoptera; Nitidulidae
Gene: mtgo
Product: fibronectin type-III domain-containing protein 3a
Exons: 9
Coding region: 357-3869 (1170 amino acids)
Molecular function (GO): protein binding
Source: RefSeq, a predicted model, not a curated record
UUGGGAAGAUCCGAGCAGUUUCCAGCGUCUAGGAGCGAUUUGUGUCGCCGAAGCGCACAGCUAGAGUACGUGUGUCGUCUAUUUUUACAGAGUGUGAGUCUGAAACGAGUGAAAAGGCGGCAGCUCCAUCUGGAGGCCCACGGUAAACCGAUGAGCGAAUUCAGUUCAGUUCCAACUAGACGGACGACAAGAAACGCGAACGCGCGCGUCAUCAACUAACUCAGUAAAUAACUUAGCAGUUAACCCAAGAAAUUAGAUGCGACCGUUUUUUGGCGUGCCGUUUUCCACUCGGUCUCGUACUGUGGAAGCGAAUAACGUGUAAAGAAGCAACAAGCAAGGGGAGUGAUUAACAAGGAAUGGUGGCAAGUACGGACGUGGACCAGCAGCAGCAACAACACCAGAAUGCAGACAUGUACUGCGGUCAAGUGCAUUCAACCUACAGGGAGUUCUACCCUCAAAAUUAUUACGUGCACCACGACACACACCCGGACAUUUGCUCCCUACCCCACGGUCCGGUGACGGUGCCGAUGGUGUCGACGAAUUCGUCGCCGCCGAUCGCCAUGCCCGUUCAAGUGCCUCCAGGUCACAUGGUCCAGCAGAUCGUCGACGAAAACGGCACCCUGCGUCAUGUAAUUUUAUCGCCACAACCGCCGCCACCCGGUUUGGUGCCGCUUCCAGGUCAACACAGUCCCAAUCACUUUGGUGCGGGACCGGCUAACGGAACCACCCGCAACCAACAAUUCUAUUCGACAAUCCCCGCAGGUAAUUUCCCCCCUCAACCGCCCCAUUUCCAUUCCAACCUUCAACAGCAUCCAAUUCCAAAUCAACCGGGUCACCUGAGCCACAGUCCGCCUCCUCCGCCGAACUACUACAAGGAUGAGCGAACGCAGAGGCAGCACAACAAACUGAAAAAGAAGUUGCACGAGAAACAGCAACAGAAGGGAGACGCCGCCGGCGUCGGCGUCUCGCCCCGGAAAGAUCUGGUCAACGGACUGAAAAGGGGCAAGGAGAAAGGGGGCGGUGAGGAUGGGGAAGAUAGUGUGGGGGAUGAAGACGACCUCGUUCAAGUUAUCACUGAUGUUUUGUCUUCCGUCCAGCCACCAACGGUGUCUGAACUGAGCUCAAGAAGUGCCUUAUUGCAAUGGGGUCAACCGAUGAAACAGAGUGAGGCCGCAUCGAGCGACACGCCUCUGGACAUCACCGAACAAGACCUUAGAUACGAGAUUCUUUUGAGUGACAAGAGCAAGGAGAUGAAGUUCAAAUCGAUUUAUAGCGGCACCUCUUUAUCCUGCAGGAUCCAAGAUCUACGACCUGGACAAGAAUACUCCGUGUGUUUGCAAGUUCAUCUGCAUGAGAUGCAGGGAUCGGCAACUGACCCCACAAAGUUUACGACCCCACCCUGCGAGCCCGAUCAGCCGCAAGUUCCGAAAAUAGUAAGCCGAACAAAGAAUUCGUUGCAGCUCAAGUGGAAUGCGGUCAAUGACAACGGUUCUCACAUCCAGCACUACAUUUUGGAAUAUGCGGAAGCGAACAAUCCCGAGUUUACGGUGAUUAAAAUUAAAAGCAAGACGCACUCAUUGCAGAAGUUGCAGCCGGCCACUGUUUACAAGUUCCGACUUGGGGCGGUCAAUGCGGUGGGUAGAAGUGCAUAUUCCGAGAUAGUUAGCUAUUCGACCCACGAUAACCCACCAACUAAACCGAAUCCACCCACCCUGGUCGAAGCCGGAGUGGACAGUUUACAUUUGUCGUGGCAAUGUCGACCGAAGGACGACGAAUUCAUUCUGCAAAAGAAUAAUCCGAAAACGGGUCACGGGUUUCUGGCCGAAUACAAUGGUCACGAAACGACGCAUAUUUGUAGAAAUUUGCAACACUAUCAGGAGUAUAGGUUUAGGUUGUGUGUGAAGAACGAGAGUGGAACCAGCGGAUGGUCGGACGAUGUUACUUUCUAUACACUUCCGGCCAGGCCGGCAAGGCCGUCGAAACCCGUUGUUAAAGGUAGGAUACAUGCGCAUUCGUUUAAAUUAAAAUGGGAGCCGCCAAGUGACAAAGGAGGUGCAGACAUUUCUAGUUAUAUUUUGGAAGUGAAUUCCGGAAGCGGAUAUCAGAUAGUUUAUAGGGGAGCGGAAACGGAGGCAGUCUGUGAUAAUCUGAAUCCGGGCACCACUUACCAAUUGAGAGUCAGUUGCAUAAGUGAAGGUGGCCAGAGCGAUUAUUCUGACCCUUGCACCGUCACCACUGACGCGAUUAGUCCUGGAUGUUGCGAUAAUUUAGAGCUGAAUGGUAAACCUAAAUCAAAUAGUAUUAGCGUUCGAUGGGGCGAACCUGCAUACAACGGAGGUGCUCCCAUAUUGGAGUAUGAAGUGGAGGUUGUUAGUCCGAAGGGUUCACAGCAAAAUCUAGUCCAGAAAAAUAAAGAAACACAAUGUGUGGCCACUGAUCUUAAUCCAGGAUGUGAGUACUCGUUCCGAGUGAGGGCGGUAAAUCGAAUAGGUCCGGGAGUGUGGACGGACUAUUUGAGAGUAACGAGCGGUCCUGCGCCUCCAGAGAUUCCAGAAAUUACACAUUUACAAUGCAAAUCUGCCUUCCAGGCGUGUUGCGAAUGGAGGGAACCUCCAACUAACGGAUCACCCAUCACAGAAUACCGGUUGGAGAUCAGUCCGGUGAACGAAGACUGUUUCACUUUGAUUUAUCAAGGUCCAGAGUUGAGGCAUGAUUUGAAGAAUUUGACUCCGUUUACGAAGUACUUCGUAAGGUUGCAAGCUUGCAAUGUGGCAGGUUGUAGCGGCUAUGCGAGUGCCGCUACUUUGACACCAGCGGCGCCGCCCGCUGCUGUCACGAAUAUCAGAAGUGAAUCGACGCCCACGUCAAUUAUAUUAAAUUGGGCGCCACCCCUUGAUAAUGGAUCGCCCAUUCUCUACUAUAACAUCGAGUUCCUGGAUAGGAUUAUCCAAACAGACGGACCUAAGACCAGCCACGUUUUAGAAAACCUACAUCCAGACACCAUGUAUAAACUAAAGGUCCAAGCUGUUAACAACGUGGCACCUGGCGUUCUAUCGUCUACCGUGAGAACGUCUACAUUAAAACUGCCACCUGCAGCUCCGAAAUUGGAAUGCGUCGCGACUGGUCAUAAUUACCUCAAACUGAAAUGGGGCGAAGGCAAGAAUACGGAUUACACUCUCUACUGCAUUGAAAUGAUCAACCACCGAUCGAACGAAUAUCAGUGCGUCUACAAGGGCACAUCUUUGACCUGCAAAGUAAACAAACUCCACGAGUUGACGCCGUACAAAUUCAGAAUUAACGCCACAAACGAUGCCGGAGUAGGCCCCUUUUCAGACGAUGUAGAAUUUCAGACAACAAUUUCGCCGCCGGCCCUUUUAAAGAGUCCUAAAGUUGUCGAAGUCGAUCAGCAUUCCUGCGUGUUAGAAUGGACAGCCGCCAAGAACGUUUUUCCCGAUCAAGUUGAAUAUUGUAUACAAUUCGCAUCAGUUAAGGAACCAACGUUCGUGCAAGGGUACAGGGGAACGAAAACAAGUUGCAGUCUGGAAAACCUACAACCGGGUUGCGAAUAUCAAGCGAAAGUGUGUCCAAUCAGGCUGACGAACACGGGUGACGAACUACCCGGUCCGUAUUCGCCUGUGCUCAAUUUCUCCACGCUUGCUAACGAGGCGGAACCUUCGAAAGUGCCGACGCCUCUAACUCAGACUCCACAGCAUCAAAAUGUCAAACAGCGCACGCUAAUUCAGACGAUUCAACAAAGUAUAAAACACAAAAGUCUGACGGUACAACAGAAAGUGCUCGUCAUCUCGGUCAUGUUUACUGUUUUGGGGCUGGUCAUGUCGAUGAUCAUUCUGUGUGCAAUAGAUAUGUGAUGGGAUAUUGAAAAGAAGGUCUAAGCUCAAAUUAUAGGUAAACUUGGAUCUGGUUAAUUAUAAAGAAGACUGGUUGAGAAUUAAGUAUUAUCAAAAGGCUCUUCAUGUCCCGUUUUUCAAACAAGGGUCUAUUUGUCUGUUUAAAUGUGAACAAUUUUCUUAAAGAACUGUGUACAGUAUAAACUAAAUAGAAAAAAAAAAAUGUGUAAAAGUGUGCUUGUCGCAAAUUGACAAAAGUUUUGGUAAUUGUAAAUUUUUGACAAUUUCUUUUCCGGAAUUGUACUGUACCAUAGUUGAAACACAACUAAAAUUACUCUAUACGAAUGUGCUUAACGAUCCAGUUUAAAAUGAAAAAAUUGCUGGUAUUUAUCAAAUUAGUGUUUGUCUUAGAAUUAAUUAAACGGGACAUAAAACUAAUUACUUGUAAAUGUAUAUUAAAGUUUAGUGUAUAUUAUUAUACAGAGGACCAAAGCGGAUUAACUUUGGCAUUUUUUAUACACUUGUCUCCGUACUUUUUUGGUGAGGUGCUAUAUGAAAAUAAAAAUAAAUAAUGACCGCAAAAGUUAACAUACAUUCCUAAAAAGUUUUUGUGCUCUUAUCGAUUGAAACCAAGUUGAUUUUUAGCGAACACAAUAUACAUAUAUAUUUUAUACUUUAUUUUUAUUAUUCAAUUGCAUAUAUAUAUUUUUUAUAUUUAUAGUUGAUUUUAAGCGAUAGAGAGAGGAAAGAUGAAUGUUGUUAAAUUUUGCCAGUCAGUUCAUUAUAAAAUUUGUGAUGUAUUGAUUGGUUUUGCGAGAACCAAUCAAAUAAAAUAAAAUGAAUGGUUUGCUAUAUUAUAUUAUUAUUACUAUUAUUAUUAUCAUUAUCCAGUCGAAAAUAUAUCCAGUGGUUGGUGGUAUUAUUAAAGUACUAUUAUUAUAUAUAAUUAUUAUUACACAGAGAGCGAUAAUUAUCUGGUAAUUAAUUCAUACGAUCUUGUGAUAUUUUAAAAUUAUACAACUUAUUUGGAUUUAAUAAUUUGUAAAUUUUAUAAAGUAUUGUUUGUCUGCAUUUAAUUCAGCUCUCCGACUGGAAAUUUUUUAACUGCAUCUAUAAACAAAUUAUUUUAAUUGUAUAGGUUGAAACAGAUCAUUUAUUAUAAUAUAUAAAGAAAUUAAUGUUAUUCUAUUAUCUAAUCAUUAUUUUGGUGCGACGUUUAUCGUAAAUUAAUGAUAACAAAACUAUUGUAUUUCAAAUUAAACAAAUGUAAUGGGUUUGUAAUCGAUUUACGAUUCGUUUUGUCCACUGAAUUUAAUGUGCAUUGGCACACAGAGUAUAUAUUAUAGCUAAAUACUUAUAAAUAAAUUCAAUAUAUUUUAUGUACUAGUA